AUGACACCCGAGGUUCAGGGGAUGGUAGAUGCUACUGGAUUGAGGCACUUGCCUGAGAUCAUGUUUGAGCAUUUGGAUCAGCCGUUGAUCUGUGCGUUUGUCGAGAGGUGGCAGCCCGAUACGAACUCUUUCCACCUCCCUUUUGGAGAGAUUAGUAUCUUGCUACACGAUGUCAGUUCUAUCCUCCAUAUCCCAUCAGAUGGAUGGAUUACAGGUGACUUUGGUUCAUGGGAUGACGUGAAGAGUUCAUGUGCAGAGCUAUUUGGGAUGGAGAGAAGCGCCUUUUUGAAGGCGCAUUGGUCCGGUGGUGGUGUAUUCAUUGAUUCUUUGAUAGAGAGAUGUUCUGCUCCGGAUCGGAGUCCGACCCACCAGUUUCGAGGAUAUAUGCUGACCCUCCUUGGUGCCACUCUAUUCGUUGAUAAGAGUGGUAACCGAGUCCGUCCUUGGCCACUGUCGUUUUUGUCUUGUAGCCCACAGGAUGUGAGCCGGUAUUCUUGGGGUGCGGCUACACUAGCCUAUUUAUACAGGCAGCUUGGCAUAGCUAGUCGUGCUGAUUCAGCCCAGAUUUGUGGUUGCCUCACGCUAUUGCAGGCAUGGAUUUACGAGUAUUUUCCCAUGUUUCGGCCUAACCGCACUAGGAGGAUGAGACCUAUAGGAUCUGCUUCGGCACUGAGUUGGGAGGUUCGGCAUGAGAACAGGGGGAUUGACCGACUACUGAGUAUUCGACAGGCAUUGGAUCAGACGAACGACAUGCAGCCUGAUUGGUUACCUUAUGGUAUAUGUCCGGUAUCUGCUUAUCCUCGUAGCACGUACUACGGGUGGCUGCGAUACUUGGAUAUCGUUGAGCCGUAUAUGCCAGAUCGUACUUUACGCCAGCUUGGAUUCAUUCAGGAGGUUCCCCAUCAUAUUUUGGAGCCGGAGUCUUGCUAUAGGCCUUCUGCUGGGAUAGGUACAGGGUAG
Messenger RNA from Beta vulgaris subsp. vulgaris (sugar beet), 960 nucleotides. Its product is annotated as protein MAINTENANCE OF MERISTEMS-like. Lineage: Eukaryota; Viridiplantae; Streptophyta; Magnoliopsida; Caryophyllales; Amaranthaceae. The transcript has a single exon. The coding region runs from base 1 to 960 and encodes 319 amino acids. The record is from RefSeq and is a predicted model, not a curated record. Gene Ontology annotation, biological process: meristem development; meristem maintenance.